This is a messenger RNA of Ruditapes philippinarum (Manila clam), 3149 nucleotides long. RefSeq lists its product as uncharacterized. The transcript has 2 exons. Lineage: Eukaryota; Metazoa; Mollusca; Bivalvia; Venerida; Veneridae. The record is from RefSeq and is a predicted model, not a curated record. Bases 264 to 2420 code for a protein of 718 amino acids.
UUUUCUCUGUAGUUGAAAGAAAACAUUGAAACAUUUUGAAAAUAUAAAGUGUUUGUAUUGCGCAGAUAGUAGAUGAAGUAAAAACAUAUGCAUGGAAUACAAUUGGUUUUAUAUCAUUGUUCAAUAUAAUAAAAAUGUGAAAUAUUUAAGACGUUAAUUCAAUCCUUUGGACGUAUAACUUAAUGGCUUUAAUACAGUAAACUAUAGUGACUGAUUACCAUUCUAUAAACAUCGCACGUGUUAUUUUAAAGGACCUGCUCAGCAUGAUGAUGUCGGAUAUGCAAAACACACUAAAGGAGGUUGACAUACAAGUCGUCUACAGAAGAUUGGAAGCCCGAAAAAGAAACAUAACAAACGAUUCGAAAAUGUCCAAACGUCAACUGGCUUCGGCAUAUCGUGGUUACCAUGGACUAGAGCCUCAAUAUCAUGCAUUGAUGCAAAUGUCAAAUACUUCAUUACUCAACACAAAGAUAAAAAAUGAUCACUUGCAUUUAAAGCAUGUCGGAGAAAUUAAACACUUAAUAGAGCAGGAAAAAUCUACCAAAGAGAAAGCGGAAAAAGACAUUAAAGUAUUGCGUGAGGAUUUUACAGCUCAAUUAGCCUACCAGUAUGUUUACAAAAAUCAAAGUUUUAAAAGACAUUACAAGUCUCAGCAACAAAAGAAGCCACGUCCAGUUUCGGAUAAGCCAGAAUUCUACGAAAUGGAAAGAAGAAAAUCUGCAAAAGCAGUUGAUGUCAGACCAUUAGGAUCACUUCGUCAGAUAGAAAUAUACAAAGACGAGCUUAAAGUGAAGUUUCCACCUCUGUCCAAGCAAGAUAGCUCUAAAGAUGGCAUGUCACCUAGAGUAAAUAUGAUGGGUGAAACAUCUUACCUUGAGCGUACAUCUGAUACAAAGGACAAUAAUCACGAAACUAAAAUAGCCACAUCAUUUCCAAAUAUUGAAGACGCCAUGGGAAUACAUGUGAAAUUUGAAUACAAGAAAUCAGACGAUGACAGAUUAAGUACGAUAACAGCACCACCAGCGGGACUUGACGCAGAAAGUGACAACGAUGAAUCGGUAACAAAGAAAAACCUCGUUUCUUUUAAUAUGGGUCAGAAUUUGCUUUUAAUGCGACAGAAAGAAAAGGAAAAUUUUGAAAAACGUCGAAUAUUGCCAACAACUCCAAAUUCCAAAACUCAGAAAUUAUCAGAUGGGGAAAAAGACGGUUGGCGAAGGGUUUUACCAAAGACACCUUCACGGCCGUCGACGGUUUAUCUUGGGAGUAAGAAUGACAUUCAACUUAGGAAACUGAUGAAAAAGGAAGCGACAGAUGUAAUGAACACAUGGAAUAAUAUUUCAAUGCGGAAAGAAGUAAACGAGCUUGCAAAAGAGCAUAACAAAUCUGCACUGGCUAAAAAUCCAGUUCCUGUCUUUGAUAUAUCUCGACCUACUUCGGCUAUUCUCAGAGACUUUCAACAGUAUAAGCGGAAAAAGGAGGAUGAAAUCGAAAUGCGUGAACAAGAAGAGAACCAGACAAUGAUUGUGCGGCAAUUAUCGCCUCAGCCUCGGGUCGGAUCGCCGGUUGCAACAAGUCGCAAUAGAUAUAUGCACACAACAAGACCUUCAACUUCACACGGUGGCACAUCAACACUUCAUCGGACAGACAGCGAGAAAUUUCCAUCUGUUUCACGCACCUCUUCUUAUAAAGAGGUCCCUGAAGCUGAUCGUUGUCUUGAAAAUGCUUUAUUGACCGCGGCGGAACGGAUUGAACUAGAGAGAAAAAAACGCAGCAAUGAAGAUAUAGUUGAGGACGACGCCAAAGUAAACAUAUCUCAAAAGAUAAAGCGGCGAUUACCAAUAACACCGAAUAUUGCUUCGAAAAAAAUAGAGCGACCUACAACUAGUGAAGGAAGAGUAAAGGCAGGACCUGUGAAGGUAUUUGACACUUCCGCUUUGUCACAGGACAGGGAUAUGGACAUGAUAAACCGUGUCAGAAUUGCAAACAAAACACGUAAAGAAGGACUAAAGCCUUUGCUACUAGAAACGAAACCGUCUGUUGAACAAAAUAAUGAGGAUAAUUCUUACAAACCUCUUGAUAAACAGGAUAACAUUAAGUCAGACAACGAUGGUAUGACACCUUCCAUAGCUGAGAGCCUGUCAAAGAUUAAAUCUUCUCACAAUCUGAGUGAACAUCAUUGGUGGCCAAAAUCAUCAAAGGCUAUGAAAUUUAAUUACGACAACUAUUCAAGGACAACACCAAAAAUGAAAAAACGAAUGGAGACUCGAGCCAAAAAUAGGAAAAAGAUUCAGCAAAAGAAUGCCGAAAUGGAAUUAUUGACGAAACAAGCAGGAAAGGAAGCAUUGACCAGGGAAGAUGUUGAACGUCCAUCUACAAGAGUAUCGUUUAAUGAAAAUGUUAUUGUUUUCCAAACUAUUUAGACAGACGAACAUACAAACUAACCGUAUUCAAGGACAUCAUAUAGAAACAUAGAAAGCGAAUAGUUUGAAAAAGCAUGUGUCUUAGCGUAUGCAUAUUCAGAUUAUAACGUGACAACACUUGAUAUUUUCAAUCUAAGUCGAUUUGCAAACUACAUGUAAAAUAUUAUAUCAAAUACACAAUAUUAUGUUGAAAUGUGCACAGACAAACGUAUAACAGUCAAACUUAACUUAGAGAAAAUUGUGCCUCAUAAAUUUGUACAUACAUGUUUAUCCUGUGGUUUUAAUCGAGUUUUAGUUCUUUUAUCGCGUUUCUUUUAGAAUUAGGUAUUUCAUAAUGUAAUAAUGUUUGACAGCAUCAGAAUUUUAAAGAAAGAAAAACAUUAUCCCUCUGUGUAAAGACUUUAUAUUUUGCUAUGAAUUUUGCUAUGAUAACAUUAAAAUUUUAUCCUUUGACAUUUAAUUUAAUGCAGUAAGGAUUAAAACCGAACAGAAUUCCGUGAGAAUGGAAUAAUGGGUGUUUUUAGUAAGAAAAAGUAUCCUUGACGUUAGUGUUUCGGUGUAAAUAAAUACAAAGUCAAAAUUAAGAAGUAUCUAUAAAUAAUGUUAAGUUACGCACUUUUACACAGAUAAAUACGUUUAAACAAUACCGGUAUAUUUUGUAUUAAUAUGUAGAGAAAUUGUAGUGCAGGAACUCAAAGAUAGUAUCAAAUAAAAAGAAAAAAACAAUUA